AUGGGGAGGGGAAAGGUUGAGCUGAAAAGAAUUGAGAAUCCCCACCAGAGGCAGGUUACUUUCUCUAAAAGGAAAAAUGGGUUGAUCAAAAAAGCAAGAGAGAUUUCUGUUCUGUGCGACGCUCAUGUUCUUCUCGUUCUUUUCUCGUCCUCAGGCAAACUCUACGACUUCCUUAGCCCCUCUUCUCUCAGUGUAAGCAAGUUCAUGGAGAAAUAUUACGCGGCCACUCAGAGUGGAAUCUUUGAAGAAAAAUUCAUGGAAAACGGUGUGGACGUUGUGAAGGUGAAGCGAAUAAGUGAGCAGCUGCAGAAGAAUAUAAAGUCUAUUGAUGGAGAAGAAGGAAACUGCUGUUCCUUGUCGAUGUUGGACUAUCUUGAACAAAACCUUGAAGCCACGAUUGCUCAUGUUCGAAAUCAGAAAGAGAAGAUGAUGCAACAAGAAAUUGAAUACCUUAAAAACAUGGAACGUUUUCGACUACAAGAGAGAAGAGAAAUCUUUGAGGAGAUGGAGCGGCGUGGUGUUAGAAGAUCGGCUCCUGGUUGCUUGCAGCAUCUUAAGCCCUUGUUCCUUGAGCCACAAGACCAUGAAUUAGAUUUGAAGCUAGGCUGGAGCGACAAUGUGAUGACCAACUUGCGUCUGUAGGUCGCCUUACCAACAAUGUGGUACUGUAAUACUGUGAAGCUUCAAGAACAGAUCAAACACCCAAACAUCAUGCGCUUGAAUGAUAUUAAUAUAGCAAAUCAGGAGUUUUUGGUUCAUGUCGUUCA
This is a messenger RNA of Nymphaea colorata (pocket water lily), 767 nucleotides long. Its product is annotated as MADS-box transcription factor 32-like. Bases 1 to 642 code for a protein of 213 amino acids. Gene Ontology annotation, cellular component: nucleus. The transcript is spliced from 8 exons. Gene Ontology annotation, biological process: positive regulation of transcription by RNA polymerase II. Lineage: Eukaryota; Viridiplantae; Streptophyta; Magnoliopsida; Nymphaeales; Nymphaeaceae. Gene Ontology annotation, molecular function: DNA-binding transcription factor activity, RNA polymerase II-specific; protein dimerization activity; RNA polymerase II cis-regulatory region sequence-specific DNA binding. The record is from RefSeq and is a predicted model, not a curated record.